Messenger RNA from Lotus japonicus, 745 nucleotides. Its product is annotated as protein FLOWERING LOCUS T-like. Lineage: Eukaryota; Viridiplantae; Streptophyta; Magnoliopsida; Fabales; Fabaceae. The transcript has 4 exons. The coding region runs from base 46 to 570 and encodes 174 amino acids. The record is from RefSeq and is a predicted model, not a curated record.
UGUAGUGUAUAACAUAGCAGAGUGAACCAGCGCUGAGAGUGAACCAUGCCAAAUAGCAGAAAUCCUCUUGUUGUUGGGCGGGUAAUAGGUGAUGUAUUAGACCCCUUUGAAAGCUCAAUUCCUCUAAGAGUCACAUAUGGUAGUAGAGAUGUCACCAAUGGCUGUGAGUUUAAACCUUCCCAAGUUCCCAAUCAACCCAGAGUGUCGGUCGGCGGAGAUGACCUCAGAACCCUCUACACUUUGGUCUUAGUUGAUCCUGAUGCACCUAGCCCAAGUAACCCCAGCUUCAGGGAGUACCUUCACUGGUUGGUGACUGAUAUUCCAGCGACUACAGGGGCAAGUUUCGGUAAUGAGAUUGUAGCUUAUCAGAGCCCACGACCCACCAUGGGGAUUCAUCGUUUCGUGUUCGUGUUGUUCCGCCAACAGUGUAGACAAAGAGUAUAUGCUCCGGGAUGGCGACAAAAUUUUAAUACGAGAGAAUUUGCUGAACUUUACAAUCUUGGGUUGCCAGUUGCUGCUGUCUUCUUUAACUGUCAGAGGGAGACUGGUUCUGGUGGAAGAACAUUUUAAAACCUUAGUGAUAUGAAAAAUGCAAGCUUAGGGAAUACCUAUACAGCUCCCAAAUAAGAAUGUAACACAUAGAAUUAAAGACACAUAUACUGUCACAUACACAUAAUAUAGAUGUUGAUGAAGGACACCCAUGCACCACUUUCUGUUUAUGCCUCCUUAUAUAUAUAUGAAUAAA